GGACGUAUUCCAUUGGCUGGAUGACUUCCGGAAAUAGACGUCUUCAUGUAGAAAAAUGCCCGCCGUCCUACCUGCAGUGGCAGAACAGCUUUUUCGAGAUAUCCGUAAAACAUACCAGGAAACUGCUCAAAUUCCUGAUGACUUACUGAUUGCGCUGAGGUUUGUUUUCGGGGCCUGCGCAGUACAAGCUUUGGAUCUCGUGGACCAACGCUCAGUGACCUGUCUGUCAUCGCCGAGUGGACGUAAGGCCUUCCAGGUCAUAGGAGCCUCGGGGAGUUUAUACACUUGCUUCACAUCCUGUCACUACUGCCCGUGUCCCGCCUUUGCCUACACGGUGCUCCGGAGGAAUGACGGCCUAUUGUGCAAACACAUUCUGGCGGUGUGCCUGUGUGAGGCCAUGGGUGUGACCCGCAUGCAAAGUGCGUCGGAUGAGCAGAUGACAGCGCUGCUCAGCGGGACCCUUCUAACCUUCUGGUGAGGACAGCUUGGCUGCCGGGCGGCGGUAUAAUAAAGUCAUGCAGACAAAUGAAGAAGAGCUGACAACUGUAUCUGUCGAUGGCGAUGGCGAGCAGACUGAAAAUGGAGCUCUGGGUGAGAACCAGGACGAAGCAGGCUAGGAAGAGGCAGCCGUAGAAGUCCAG
Messenger RNA from Hippocampus comes (tiger tail seahorse), 641 nucleotides. RefSeq names its product zinc finger, SWIM-type containing 7 (gene zswim7). The transcript has 7 exons. Bases 56 to 478 code for a protein of 140 amino acids. Lineage: Eukaryota; Metazoa; Chordata; Actinopteri; Syngnathiformes; Syngnathidae. The record is from RefSeq and is a predicted model, not a curated record. Gene Ontology annotation, biological process: double-strand break repair via homologous recombination. Gene Ontology annotation, molecular function: zinc ion binding. Gene Ontology annotation, cellular component: Shu complex.